Selaginella moellendorffii is the source of this 2472-nucleotide messenger RNA. Its product is annotated as tRNA (cytosine(34)-C(5))-methyltransferase. The transcript is spliced from 16 exons. The coding region runs from base 17 to 2380 and encodes 787 amino acids. Gene Ontology annotation, molecular function: RNA binding; tRNA (cytidine-N5)-methyltransferase activity. NCBI's taxonomy places the organism in Eukaryota, Viridiplantae, Streptophyta, Lycopodiopsida, Selaginellales, Selaginellaceae. Gene Ontology annotation, biological process: RNA methylation. The record is from RefSeq and is a predicted model, not a curated record.
UAGGGCUUUAGCGGGAAUGGGGCGAGGGAGAGGAGGGAAGAGAGGGCGCACGCAGCGCAGGGAUUUUCGCGAUGGCCGCGAGAAUGUGUGGAAGAAGCCCCGGGAGCAGGGCGAUGGCGAUGGCGAUGGCGGCUGGGCGCCGUUUGUCGUGGAAAGUCCCGCAUUUGAGGAGUAUUACAAGAAGCAAGGAAUUGUGCCCGAGAGUGAGUGGGGGCAAUUCAUGGCGUGCUUGCGCAAGUCUUUGCCGACGACCUUCCGGAUCAAUGGAGGUGGACAGUAUGCUGAAUGCAUUCGAGACCAAAUGCGGCGAGAUUUCUUUGAUUGUUUGAAGGAUGAAACCGAGAUUGAUGGCGAAGUGAUUGAACCUCCUCGGCCACUUCCCUGGUAUCCGAACGAUCUCGCCUGGCAUUUGAGUUUUUCGAGAAGGCAGCUCCGCAAAGCUUCUAUACUGCAAAGAAUACACGAAUUUUUGAAGGAGGAGAAUGAGUUGGGUAAUAUCACGAGGCAAGAGGCUGUUAGCAUGGUUCCUCCUCUAUUCCUGGAUGUGAAACCGAAUCACCGCAUUCUUGACAUGUGUGCAGCACCUGGUUCUAAAACUUUUCAACUUCUGGAAGUCAUUCACAAGGACGAUCAGCCGGGAGCUUUGUCCCAAGGAAUGGUCAUAGCCAACGACCUGAAUGUCCAACGUUGCCAUCUUCUUAUACAUCAGACAAAGAGAAUGUGUAGUCCAAAUAUUCUUGUUACGAACCACGAGGCUCAGCACUUCCCAGGGCUAAAGAAGAAAAAACUUGAAGUCGAUGUGAAGGACAAGGAACCUUCGAUAGGAGAUGAUAUGGGAUUAUUGUUCGAUCGCGUAUUAUGUGAUGUACCGUGUAGCGGAGAUGGUACCAUGCGCAAAGCUCCUGAUCUCUGGAAAAAAUGGAGCCCCGGCAUGGGGAAUGGUUUGCAUUGUCUUCAAAUACAGAUUGCUAUGCGAGGUGUCGCAUUGUUGGAAGUCGGAGGGCGUAUGGUUUAUUCAACAUGUUCUCUCAAUCCAAUAGAGGAUGAAGCGGUUGUCGGAGAGAUCCUUAGACAAAGUGGUGGCUGUAUGGAGCUGCUCGAUGUUUCGUCCGAGCUUCCAACGCUGAGGCGAAGGCCUGGCUUAAAAUCUUGGAAGGUGCGAGGACGCAGAAGAUGGUUUUCCUCUUACCAUGAAGAUAAAUUUCGAGCUGUUCUACCCAGCAUGUUCCCAUCUGGAAAGAGAAUGGCCCAAAUCACACUAGAGAGAGAGGGGGACAUGGACAGUGGAAAUAACGUCGAGAACCCCUCUGAAGGAGCCACUGAGAGCGAAGCAGAGGUAUCAGAGUUCCCUCUUGAGCGCUGCAUGAGGAUUUUGCCGCAUGAUCAGGAUACAGGCGGGUUUUUUAUUGCCGCUUUCCAGAAAGUGGGACCAUACAAACGCGUUUCAAACAGCUUCUCCGGGAAGAAGUCUCGUGGCCGUGGAAAGGCUCCGCAAGAGGCCGAGGAAAACGUGGACAACGAUACGGAGAAUCCUGAGGCUGUUGAUAACGAUAACGAGCCCGAUAACGCUCAGUCGGCGGAGCUCGAGCUCGACAGCCAGAGGGAGAAUCGAAAACAACAGAAGCAGGGCCCCUGGCACGGGGUUGAUCCCGUCUUAUUCCUGGAAGACGACCAAAUCAUCCGCAGCCUGGCCUCGUACUAUGGCAUCCAGGAAUCGCUGCCACUUUCAGGCCACUUGGUGGUGAGAAGCGAGGACACUUCCCGAGUGAAAAGGAUUUACUACGUCUCCAAGUCCGUGGGCGACGUGGCCCGGCUAAACUUUCGGUCUGGCCAGCUGCUCAAGAUCACCUCCGCUGGUCUGAAGAUCUUCGAGCGGCAUUCGAACAAGGAAGAUGCGUCCUCUUGUAACUUUCGGAUCGCCUCAGAGGGCCUGCCACUCCUCCUACCGCAUCUAACAAAGCAGCUCUUGUACGCAACCAAGGACGACUUUAAGUUGCUGCUAUCGCCCAGUGCCGUCCCGUUCGUAGCGUUUAAGGAUCCGGCGUUCACGUCCGCCAUGCAAAGCCUCCUCGUAGGAUGCUGCGUGGUUGUGCUCAAAGAUUCCGUUGGAACGAACGAUGUAACCGCGGUUGGCUGCUGGAGGGGGCGGACGAAUAUGAGCUUGCUGGUGCCAAGAGUGGAAGCGGAUCAGAUGCUCAAGAGACUCUUCCCGGAAGAAGUUGAAGCUGGUGAUCGAACUUCCAAUCCAGUAAAUGCAAACGAGGAUGACACACUCGAAGAACAAAAAGGUGAUGAAAUGGAUGAGCACACAAUCGAGGAGGACGAAGGAGAAGAAAAGGGUGACGAAAAGGAUGGGCGGCACACACUCGAAGGACAAUAACAAAAACUUCAUGACACACACACACACAUGCUAGACUUGUUUUGGAUCUUUGUGUUGAUUAAACACAGGAAACUAUGAUGUUUUGGACUGGA